ACUAUCUUUUCCCCUGCCACCAUAAUCUAAAACAAAAACAUUCCAAUCAUAUAUCAUCAACCGCCGGCCAUGACAACAACCACCAUCGCCACCACUUUCCUCCUCCACAAACCACCACAUCACCACCACCACCACAAUUCCCAAACCCAAUUUCCCUCCAAACAAAAACCAAUAAAAAUAAUCUCUGCCAUCCAUGCAACAUCAUCAACACAAAACAAAUGGUCACCAGACAGCUGGACAACAAAACCAGCAUUACAAAUCCCAGAAUACCCAGAUGCUAAUGAGCUUGAAAAUGUGUUGAAAACAUUGGAAUCGUACCCGCCAAUUGUGUUUGCAGGGGAGUGUAGAAAGCUUGAAGAGAGGUUAGGAGAGGCUGCACGUGGGGAUGCUUUUUUGCUUCAAGGUGGAGAUUGUGCUGAAAGUUUCAAAGAGUUUAAAACUGAUAAUUUGAGAGAUACUUUUAGGUUGUUGUUGCAAAUGGGUGUUGUUCUUAUGUUUGGUGGUCAGAUGCCUGUUAUUAAGGUUGGGAGAAUGGCUGGCCAAUUUGCGAAACCUAGAUCAGACUCAUUUGAGGAGAAAGAUGGAGUUAAGUUACCAAGUUACAGAGGUGACAACAUAAAUGGUGAUUCAUUUGACGAAAAAUCAAGAAUUCCAGACCCUAAUAGAAUGAUUCAAGCUUACACUCAAUCAGUUUCUACCCUUAACAUAUUAAGGGCUUUUGCCACUGGAGGCUAUGCGGCUAUGCAGAGAGUUAAUCAGUGGAAUCUUGAUUUCACUGAGCAUAGUGAACAGGGAGACAGGUACCGGGAAUUGGCUCACCGGGUUGAUGAGGCGAUGGGAUUUAUGGCUGCUGCUGGACUCACAAUCGAUCACCCUAUCAUGACAACUACCCAGUUUUGGACGUCUCAUGAAUGCUUGCUUUUGCCUUAUGAACAAGCACUUACUAGGGAAGACUCUACAUCAGGCCUUUAUUAUGAUUGCUCAGCUCACAUGGUUUGGGUCGGUGAACGUACACGCCAACUUGAUGGUGCACAUGUUGAAUUUUUAAGAGGAGUUGCAAAUCCUCUUGGCAUCAAGGUGAGUGAUAAAAUGGAUCCAAGCCAACUCGUAAAGCUCAUUGAAAUCUUAAAUCCACAUAACAAACCUGGAAGAAUCACCAUCAUUUCGAGGAUGGGAGCUGAUAACACAAGAGUGAAGCUUCCUCAUUUGAUCAGAGCUGUCCGUGGUGCCGGUCAAAUUGUCACUUGGGUUAGUGACCCAAUGCACGGAAACACCAUCAAAGCUCCGGUUGGGCUUAAAACUCGUUCUUUUGAUGCCAUCAGGGCUGAGGUGACAGCAUUUUUUGACGUCCAUGAUCAAGAAGGAAGCUACCCAGGUGGUGUUCAUCUGGAAAUGACUGGCCAGAAUGUGACCGAGUGUGUUGGGGGUUCACGGACAAUCACUUACAAUGAUCUGAGCUCACGCUACCACACCCAUUGUGACCCACGGCUAAAUGCUUCUCAGUCCUUGGAACUUGCCUUCAUCAUCGCAGAGCGUCUCAGGAAAGGAAGGCUCAGACGUGGUAUUAGCACAGCUACUGCUGGUUUUAUACGUUAGACGAGGUUCCUCCCUGGAUAGUUAUAAAAGGAUGUCCUUGGUUUCAAUUAAGUAUAAGAAUAACAGGUAAUGAAGGAUAUGCACGACAAGAAGAAAGUAUGUUUUGGUGUUUUUCCUUGAGUUAUACUCGUAUAGUUAUUAAUAUUACUAUAUCUUUUGAGUUAUAGAAAGGUUUUGUGUGUUAUUAUAUACUAUCUAGGACAAUUAAAUGUCAACACGAGUCGAGUUGGGUUGAUCUAUUAACAUUUGUCCGAUUGUUUAUUUAUUUUUAUAAUUUUGUUGACGAUUAAACUAUAAAGUAUGUUUAGAAAGUUGUAUGAUUACAAUUAGAA
Erigeron canadensis is the source of this 1928-nucleotide messenger RNA. Its product is annotated as phospho-2-dehydro-3-deoxyheptonate aldolase 2, chloroplastic-like. NCBI's taxonomy places the organism in Eukaryota, Viridiplantae, Streptophyta, Magnoliopsida, Asterales, Asteraceae. Gene Ontology annotation, biological process: aromatic amino acid biosynthetic process. Gene Ontology annotation, molecular function: 3-deoxy-7-phosphoheptulonate synthase activity. The transcript is spliced from 5 exons. The record is from RefSeq and is a predicted model, not a curated record. Bases 70 to 1596 code for a protein of 508 amino acids.